Pogonomyrmex barbatus (red harvester ant) is the source of this 2235-nucleotide messenger RNA. RefSeq names its product eukaryotic translation initiation factor 4H1 (gene eIF4H1). Lineage: Eukaryota; Metazoa; Arthropoda; Insecta; Hymenoptera; Formicidae. The record is from RefSeq and is a predicted model, not a curated record. Gene Ontology annotation, molecular function: RNA binding.
GCGAAGUGCUCCGAGGAACGAGCCUCGAGCUUUUCGGCCCCGAACUGUGAUUCGUAUCGCGUGUCACUUUGGGACGUGAUCACCGAUUCAACCGGCUAAAUUCGCCAGUGUAUCCGGCUGCCGCGCGUUUCACUCCCGCGAUUUCACAUCGAUAAAUUAUUGAGUGUCCGAGCGCGCGAUGGUGUUGCGCGCACGGUGACUGGUUCGACUCACGCGGUCCCGGUCAGUUCCGUGCAUUCAAUAUGGCUGGUCGAGGUGCUUACGACGAUUCAAGAGAUUAUCCCACUCAUCGGAGUAGAAAACCGUUGCCUACAGAACCUCCAUAUACCGCAUAUGUAGGAAAUUUGCCGAAUGGAAUUGUACAAGGCGACGUUGACAAAAUUUUUGAGAAGCUCAAUGUCAAAGUCAUCAGACUGGUCAAAGACAGGGACACUGACAAAUUCAAAGGUUUCUGCUAUGUCGAGUUUGAGGAUUUGUCUGAUUUGGAAGCAGCAUUGGAAAUGGAUGGGGCGGUAGAAGUAGAUAAAUGUUUGAUCAAGAUCGAUGUAGCAGAAGGAAAAAGAAACGACCGCGGCGGCGGCUUCGAUAGGAGAGGACGCGGUGGCACUGGCGGUAGUGGAAGCGGGUACAAAGGACGAGAUUCUGGCCGUAGUGGAUACGGCGAUGAUUUCGAUAGUAAAUCUUCAUAUUCAAGAUACAGCGAUAGAGGCCCUCAUGGAGGUAGUAGGCAAGGCAACGAUAGAUGGGAUUCUAGAAGUAAUAGAGGCAAUUAUGGUCAAUUCAAUGAUGACACAGGUGGAAACCGCGAUUGGUCACGAAGUACAUCUAGCAGAUCAUACAGUAAUAAACCUCCACUUCGAGGAAGUGGUUCAGAUCGGAAACCCUUUCAGGAUGAUCCUUAUCAGAAAGAUGCACCUCCUCCAGACACCACUGGAAGGAAACGUUUGGAACUUAAACCAAGGACUGUUAAAGAGCCUGUGAAUUCUAUGGCUGAAUCGAGUAAAACAAGUUCCAUUUAUGGAGGUGCAAAGCCUCGAGAAGAAAAAUUAAAAAUGCUGGACAAGUAAAACUAACGAUAUUAUCAAUAGUCUCUGAUUUUCCCGUAGAAAUCGGGGAAAGAAACCAUUGUUGACAAAAUUUUAAAAUCAAUCCCAGAUUCCCUCAUAGUUUGAAAUUAAAUCUAGUGGUGAUUCUUCGAACAUUUACUAUCAGAAAAUUGCAAUAUCCUUUUUUAACUCUUACAAGGGAUGUUACCCGCAAAGAAAGAUAUACAUAUAUAAAUAUAUAUGUAUAUAUAUAUAUAUAUAUAUGUGUGUGUGUAUGUAUAUGUAUAUCUUAUAUUUAUAAUUAUAAUAGAUAUGUAUACAUGCUACAGACGAAUCUAUUACAAUUUUCCUAAGUUUUUGCGAUUUUUAAUCAAGAUAAAUAUUUUUCUUCGAAUGCUUUUGUAUUUAAAUUAACUUCUUGAUUCUCAAUGAAAAGCUAGAGUACUUGUAACUACGAUAUACAUAAAAAGAAAAAAAGAAAAAACCGUGCACGAUGCAUGCUCUGAUAGCGCGAUAGUGAUAGCGCGAUUUAUAUACAUAAACGAUGAUUAUUAAGAUGCCACAUAAGUUGAGUACAUUUUAAUACUCGUGUCAAUUUAAUGUUGGGUUUCGUGUCUAAUAACAUUGAGAGUAUGUGUACAAACUAUCACAAAUAUAAAAAUGUCACAGCAUGUAUAUUUCAUCUUACGCUAGUAUUUCUUAUCUGUACUUGAGACUAGACCGUUUAAAGAAGUACAAAGAAAAGUUGCGACUAUACCAAGUUUCGUUUCCUUCCAUAGAAUUCUUGCGUUUCACGAUACAACGCUGAUCAUUGUGCAUCAACUGUUUGUUAAGACAUAUGUUCGUUAAGAUGAUAGUAUAUAAUUGUUUAAUAUUGCUAAAUAACUGUCCUUUUUUUUUUUCAAUCGAUUCGAGCGAUGACGGAUUCGCGAAGUGUAACGCGCGAACGUGAUUCCACAAAUUUCUACAUACGGGAAGCGAUACAAAGGAGAGGCGCCGAUUAUUAUAUAUUAAUAAUUAUGUAAUGAAUUAACCAAUGCUAACAGUGACGUUGCGGAAUUGCGUGAAUAGCAAGGAACGUCGUGAGAAUAGCAAAUAAAACGAAAAUUCGGAAUGAUAAUAAAAUAUUAUGUAAAACAAUGCUUGUAUAUGAUACUAUUUCCUGAAUAAAGUAGCUGUUUGCCUCGUA